This is a messenger RNA of Colletotrichum karsti, 1854 nucleotides long. RefSeq lists its product as uncharacterized. The transcript is spliced from 3 exons. Bases 1 to 1854 code for a protein of 617 amino acids. The record is from RefSeq and is a predicted model, not a curated record. Lineage: Eukaryota; Fungi; Ascomycota; Sordariomycetes; Glomerellales; Glomerellaceae.
AUGGGACAGAACGAGAAAUCAGAAAAGCCCUGCAGCACCAGUGGCUCGCUGCGUCUGCGCAUCAAGGAGCACAACCUCAUCAGGCGGCGGAAAGUCAGCAUUCCCGAGUUAGGACCCAUGACGACUGUACAAGAAGUUCCUAUGGACUCGCCUACGAUUCCGGGAAGGCCACCUCUUCACGAGAGGUCAAUUAGCGCUCCUGGCCACCAUGUCAAGCACCACAGAUCGAAUGGUUCAGUUUCGUCUAUAGCUACACACGAGGUCGACAACGCCGGUACUACCACGCCCGCCCGCUCACCAGACCGACACCAACGUUCCGCAUCGGAGAACCAGACUCCUCGCCAGCCCAUCUCACCGAAGCAACUAGCUCCUCUCGUCAUUCCCACUCACAUUGGAAACGUUCCUCGAUUAGCUAAACAGACUUCUCAUACCCGCAUGCGUUCUGGAAGCAGCGGUUACGACUGUGGUCAGCUCUCCGCUCGAGUCGACGACUCACCCAGAUCGCAAGCCCGAACCCCAUUCACGCCCAUGACCUCCUCGACCGCUCUUACCACGCCGUUGUCUGCUUGCCCCAGCUUUCAAUCCGCCACCACUCCCGUGUCCGCCCCCAUCAUGGAGAACAGAUCCUCGCCUAGGCCGUGGGAACACAGCACCCCGACUGCGACGACACCUAACCCAUCGAGGGAGACUUCAUCACCAGAGGUUGACGCCGCACCGAAACCGUAUCUCCACGGACACAGGAGAGGUCAAUCGGAGUCUGGUAGCAUUAUGGAUCGGGGAAGACCGAGGAAGCGCAGCGACGUACGCAACAACAACGGUCCACUGCUGAAGCGGAGCUGCUCGACCCGCAACAAGAGUGCCGAGCGAAAGGCUUUCGAGGAGCUGCCGACGGGCUGGAAGGCCAGCGAGGCACCUAAGCACAUUGACCAAGAGGAGCUGGCGGCUCUCCAGAUGCAAGCUUUUGGUCAGGCGUCCAGGUUUGAGGUCCUCAAGAAGGAGGACGUUGAGUUGCUCUCAAGAGAGCUUCGUCAGCUCGACGAGCGCACCGAGUACCUUCGCCGUACGUACAACUCGCUACGUGCCGGCCGCCGCAACUUGCACUCCCGUAUCUGCCAGUACCUGCGCUCUCCUCGCAUGGCCAAGUUCAGCACCGAUUCAAUGCUCAAGCAAGAGGAAGCUCUUGCGGAGCUCGACACGUCGAUCGACGACUGGGUCAACAAGCUUGAACAGGCCGAGAACCGCCGUACGCGGGUACGCCAAAAGCUUCUGGAACACGUUGCUGCUGCAGCUACCCUCCCUACUCCGGCGACGUCGACGGCGAGCGAGUCAUUGCAGCUCGCCAUGGGUGUCCGGACGACUCCACAAGUGGGUGUUGGCAACAUCUCCACCCCUCCCCGAAGCCCCACCAAGAACGGAUUCUCUUCGCACACGAGCAGCUCUCCUUCUUCUUCACCUCAACGCGUCGUUGCCCAGGUGCCCAGCACCAUCGUGGAGCAGCCCGUAGUCGAGGAAUCCGCCGACGGACGCGCCUCGACCUUCAGCCAGCGUCGUGCCAACGUGGAGAGCAUCCGCAUUUACGCUGACAGCGACGUCUAUGCACUGUUCGCCGACGUGGAGAAUGAAAUCACAAAGAUGAGCGCCGUCGCGGUCCAGACCGAGACUUCCGGAAACCUGUCCGACGACGAACGCCGAGAAAUCUAUCGAGCUCGCAGCCAUGAGGCCCUAAGUGGAUCGUCUUCCUCGGGGGCCAAGAGUCCCGUCCCAUCUACCCAAGCAUCGUCGUCGCCUACAAUCAAGGAUAGCCCGGCCGUCGAUGAACCCAUUCUCCUCACCAAUGCCGUCUUCCGAGGCUAA